Lobosporangium transversale is the source of this 2652-nucleotide messenger RNA. RefSeq lists its product as hypothetical. The transcript has a single exon. NCBI's taxonomy places the organism in Eukaryota, Fungi, Mortierellomycota, Mortierellomycetes, Mortierellales, Mortierellaceae. Bases 1 to 2343 code for a protein of 780 amino acids. The record is from RefSeq and is a predicted model, not a curated record.
AUGGAUAACUGCUGUUUCCCGGAUUUUCUCGAUUUCAGUGAAAUGGCAUGCCCCAAACGCGAGUUCACCAUCCCCGAAGAUAUCGAAUUUGACCAAUUUCUUAAUGCUAGCUUACCAUGCUCAAGCCUGCCAAACAGCCUUUCCUCAUCCCGUUGCGCUUCAGUUGACUUUGAUACUUCUCCGGAACCUUCAGUAGAAUCGACCUCGUUUAGAACAAGUGUGGAUUUAGGAUUUGAACAAACUACGGAGAGAACCCCACCUUCUGUGCCAGGGGGGGAUGUCCUUGCAGGUACAACUGCCAUGACUGCAUUCGAUAGCCUGUUACAAAGUACUCUGUUCAUAGAAGGAGGAUACCAAAUGGGUAGUACAGUCAUAAAAGACAGUGGGGCUCUAGAACAUCCUGUUACAAGCGCGUCAAUUCCAGGCACGGAUUUUGCCCCAAGUCAACUUCAAUAUUCCAAUAAUGCUCCAAUUCCUGUAUUAACCUCUGAUUGUAAACAUGGGCAACAAUUUUUACUCUCUACUAUGAAAUCGUCCAAGUUCAUACAAGACCACGAGGCGCCCGCUAAUCUUGCUCAUGUCUCGCUUUCCAGCGUUCUGGAUAACAGUGGCCCAUUCGCAGCUACCAGUUUGCCCUGUGUUACAGCACCUUGUCAUUGGCUUGGAGCAGCGCCACUUCUCGCGCCGUCGUCGGACAUACUUGCAUUCUCUGAUUGUAUCGAGCAGCAGGCGUUAUCGACCACACAGCUUCCCCUUCUGCUUCCACCACUACUUAUGCCUUCACUUGUGACAUCAUCAUCACCAUUAUCACCAUCAUCACCAUCAUCACAGGACAUCCUCAGCGGACGAGCGCAGUCUAUCUUUAUCAAUCCGUUCGAACCGUACACCUUGAGUGAUAAAACUCUGCUGGACGACCUUAAGGCCAACGCCCCAUAUACUGAGAACCAGAUGAAUCCAGAGACAACAGCUAUUGCAAUGGCCAACAGUACUCUAAAACAUCUGUCGACCCAAAAUGACGCUUUCAGCUAUAAUAGUGGUAUACAAGGACUAUUCACAGACUUUUCCUAUUCAAACAUUCCUGCUAAGCAUAAUGGCCUCGAAUCCGAACUAAGGUUUGUUCAAGAGUUCUUAACACCACCCCUUACCAUGACCUCGUGGACGAGUUCAGAUGAACCUGCUGCACAAGCUUUGGUGAUACCAGAAACUGAGGCAUCGGUACUAAUGUUAUAUAGGCCAAAUGAAUUGAACCAAAAUGGCCCAUGUAAUAUUGGUCAUGUUGGGUAUAUGUCACCACAAAGGAUUAAUAAGAAUAGGACGAGCCUUAAGACGCGUAGUAAUAUUAAUAGUAGGAAGCCAUUUUCAAUGAAAAAGAUCACUGAUUGCGCACAUUACCGACCACGAAACGCUUUCUUCAUGUUCCGCGGAUUUGUAUCUCGCCUGCAGCAAUACAGCGGUCUCCAUUACAAUCUUCAUAGACAGCAAAAGAAAGGCAACCAUGAUGAUGAUAGUCAUAGCAAUAACAAGAAUGGUAGUGAUGUCGCGCUAAUGUCGUCCCCAUGCUCGCCCUUGGCUUCGUCAUCGCCCCCGACCUUUUCACUGCCACCGCAAUCAUUAUCACCAUCGUCCCCAUCCUUGCCAUUGCCAGCGCCUCCUCUUCAGUCUUUAGCUUCCGCAAUACUCGAUCCAGGAGAGAAUAUUCUCCCUCCUACAGCAGAUACUUCAUCAGACUUUAAAGAGACAGAGAGUGUUGGAUGUGGUAUGACUCAAACAAAGGUGUCCAUCAGUUGUGGUAAGAUUUGGUCCAGUGAAUGCUUUGAGGCCUGUGGUCCGGGAGGAUGUCCCAACUGCCGUAUGCGAUCCCUGUUCGGCCAAGCAUCCUCAUUUUUGAAGUUACGGCAAGCCGAAAUAGAGCGACAGAUCGAGUUUUCAGAGUCUAUCACCACUGCUACUUUGCUUGAGAAAAACAUCCCAUUAUUAUCACCAUCAUCAUUACCAUCUACUACAAAGAUGAUGAACACGUCUAUAUCAGAUAACGAUAGUGAAAGCCAAAAGAAUACGUAUGUAGCGUUAACAGCGGGUCAUUUAGCAAUUAUGUCGCUCGAGAACUCUUUCAAUUGGGAAGAGUUUACACAAUUGUACUACGAGAGUGAUCUAUUCAAAUGGCAUCGCAACCAUUAUUUGGGCACGAAUGGAGUGUUAGAUCUUGAGGCAAUGAAACAUGUUUGGAUGGAGAAUGAGCUGGCAUAUGAAAAAGCCUUUGUAGAAGGCGCCAGAAAACGAAUUUUACAAGAAGGUGGAUCCAAAAAAUUAGGUCAAAGGAUCCGCAGGACAAAAUUAAAGUAACUAUUUUUAUGCAAAUAGUAAAUGUGAUUGAAAAACGAAGCUAAUCUAGACUAUGAGGUGCUUGUUUUCUCUCUCACUCUCUCUACAUGCGGUUAUUGGGAACUUGCAUGACACGUGUACGAAACCAAGCAUUAUUCAUCACCCCCCGAUAGUUCCAAAUCGCAUGCUCCGGCUGCGUAUUUCCACUCGAGUCAUCUAUGUUCAGCAUUCAUAGUGUUAGUUGCUUUUUUUUUUCUAAGCCUAUUAAAAUCAAGUUUUUCACUUACAUGCACGUGCAAUGAUCUCGGUAGAGUGGGGAAUCUUAGACAC